Messenger RNA from Naumovozyma castellii, 417 nucleotides. RefSeq names its product cornichon family protein (gene ERV14). The coding region runs from base 1 to 417 and encodes 138 amino acids. Lineage: Eukaryota; Fungi; Ascomycota; Saccharomycetes; Saccharomycetales; Saccharomycetaceae. The record is from RefSeq and is a predicted model, not a curated record. The transcript has a single exon.
AUGAGCGCCUGGUUAUUCAUCGUCGCAGUUAUCAUUAACUGUAUUAACAUGUUCGGUCAAGUCCACUUUACUAUCCUAUACGCUGAUUUGGAAGCCGAUUACAUCAACCCAAUUGAAUUAUGUUCUAAAGUGAACAGAUUGAUUACUCCAGAGGCAGCAUUGCAUACUGUCUUAUCCGCCCUAAUGUUAGUAAAGGGUUUCUGGGGUGUCUUCUUAUUGAAUUUGCCAAUCCUUGCCUUCAAUGCCAACAAAUUCUACCAUAAGGCUCAACUUUUGGAUGCCACAGAAAUAUUCAGAACUUUGGGUAAGCACAAGAGAGAAAGUUUCUUGAAAUUGGGAUUCUACCUAUUGAUGUUCUUCUACUACUUAUACAGAAUGAUCAUGGCUUUGAUCGUUGAAACUGGUAACGAUUAUUAG